Molecule: messenger RNA, 1051 nt
Organism: Anneissia japonica
Lineage: Eukaryota; Metazoa; Echinodermata; Crinoidea; Comatulida; Comatulidae
Product: D-galactoside-specific lectin-like
Exons: 4
Coding region: 163-525 (120 amino acids)
Molecular function (GO): carbohydrate binding
Source: RefSeq, a predicted model, not a curated record
GUGGUUUCGGAAUAUUGGGUAGGCCUAUAUAAGCCUACACAGACACACGCACACACCCCAGUCGUCAGAAUUGCUUCGAUAAGCAAUAUUUUCGUCACCCUCGUACUUUCGGCAACCAUUAUCAAGUACCGUUCCCAGUGUUAAACUAGACUUUUGCCAACCAUGAAGAUCCUUCUUGUAAUCUGUGUCUUAGCAGCUUUUUUCUUGAGCAGCGAUGCAGUCAUCCGCAAAUUGGGCACAUGUGAGAAUGGCAGAGUGAGCAUCAGCUGUCCGUUCAACCGCAAAAUUAAAAUUCAUUGCGCCACCUACGGACGCUCUGUUUCAACUUCUAAGCGCUGUUCGACCUCCUCAAUGAGAUAUCAAGACACGACGUGCAUUUCGCAAAAAUCAAUGUCUAGGGCCAUACAGUACUGCGAAGGAAAAAGAUCGUGUAGUAUCUCUGCUACAAACGGUGUUUUUGGUGACCCCUGUGUCGGAACACGCAAGUAUCUGGACGUUUUGUACGAGUGCGUCAAGAAGUGCUAGAACUGAUCAACUCGACCGCGUUUAUUGACAACAAGAACAAGGAAAAAUAUUUUAAUUUCAAACUUUGAUAAUGAUGAUUCUUAAUGCAGACAUUAAGUUUGAGCAAUUAUGGGUAUCCUACAACUAUUUUCUAUAACCUGUCUAUUGUCAAGUGUAUUAUUAUUUGGGAGUAGAGAAGAAUAAUACCUUAACACUGCACAGUCCAGUCCCAAUUCAGGAGAUAAUUUAGGGUCGGCUAAGGAGGCAGUUUUGCCACUGCCGUCUUUUUUUUUCAAACAGAAAUAUUUCUGUGCACAUGAACUAUUAUGAAUUAUUAUACCAUUACUUAAUACUUAUUUAUCUGUAUAAUUAUAAUCUCUAAUCUUUUCAAGCUCAUUCAUUCCCAUUUUCUAAUAUAUAACCGAGUGGUUAUUAUAUUGUCCAAUGGCCUUUUUCACAUUAUACCAUUGUGGUUUAUGAAUUUAUCUCCUCUCUUGGAAUUUUUAUGUGCAUUCACUUUAUAUAAUAAAUUUAUUUGCAACCAAAA